Talaromyces marneffei is the source of this 2646-nucleotide messenger RNA. RefSeq lists its product as uncharacterized. Bases 1 to 2646 code for a protein of 881 amino acids. Gene Ontology annotation, biological process: Mo-molybdopterin cofactor biosynthetic process. NCBI's taxonomy places the organism in Eukaryota, Fungi, Ascomycota, Eurotiomycetes, Eurotiales, Trichocomaceae. Gene Ontology annotation, molecular function: molybdenum ion binding; pyridoxal phosphate binding; molybdenum cofactor sulfurtransferase activity. The record is from RefSeq and is a predicted model, not a curated record. The transcript is spliced from 2 exons.
AUGGCGAAUCAAGCCUUGGUUAUUCCGCAGGAGUUUUAUCCUGAGACUAUAGAUGAAAUACGGGAUCGUGAAUAUCCCACGUUAAGAGAUGUGACCUAUCUCGACCAUGCUGGCACAACCCUAUACGCCAAAUCUCUCAUCGAGAAAUACUCUCAAGACCUGACCAGCAAUCUAUUUGGAAAUCCGCAUUCGGCCUCUGCAUCUUCCCAGAUUACUUCUAAUCGUAUCGAAGAUAUCAGAUUGAAAGCCCUGCGCUUCUUCAACGCAGAUCCAGAUGUAUACGAUUUGGUAUUUGUACCUAAUGCCACAGCUGGGAUCAAGCUAGUGGCGGAGUCGCUACGGGACUUCCGUUCCUCGUCAUUUGGUGAUCGCCAGCGCGGUUUCUGGUACGGUUAUCAUGUUGAUUCGCAUACCAGUCUGGUCGGAGUAAGGACAUUGGCCGAUUUCGGUAACCGCUGCUUUUCGACAGACAAUGAAGUCCGUCAAUGGGUUGAUAGCCUUAAUACCAAUGACGAUAGUACAAGACUAUUUGCGUAUCCUGCACAGUCGAAUAUGAAUGGUCAACGCUUUCCUCUGAACUGGUGCAAUCAGAUCCGAACAGCAGGAAAGCAAAACACAUUUACUCUUCUAGACGCCGCAAGUCUGGUCUCCACAUCACCUCUAGAUCUUAGUGAUCCUCAAGUUUGUCCCGACUUUGUCGUUCUCAGCUUCUACAAAAUCUUUGGCUUCCCGGAUUUGGGUGCAUUGAUUGUCCGAAAGGAGUCGGGACACAUUUUCAACCAUCGACAGUACUUCGGAGGCGGAACUGUGGAGAUGGUUACUGUUGGCAAUGAAUGGUAUGCUAGGAAACAAUCAUCAAUCCAUGAUCAGCUCGAAGAUGGUACUCUUCCAUUCCACAAUAUUAUCGCACUUGAGUCGGCGUUUCAGGUACACGAACGCUUGUAUGGAUCAAUAGCCAAUAUUUCAAACCAUACGGCUUUCUUAGUGAAGCAACUAUUCGAUCGACUUUCGUCAAUCAAACAUGCAAAUGGAAAACCUGUUUGUCAUUUCUACCUGUCUUCAGGCUGUUCAUACGAAGAUCGAAGCUCCCAAGGUCCAAUCAUUGCGUUGAAUUUGCUCGACAGUAAUGGUGACUGGGUUGGCAAAUCUGAAAUUGAGAAACUGGCUUCUGUCAAGUCUAUACAUAUACGAUCUGGCACGCUCUGCAACCCCGGCGGCACGGCGAGUUUGCUAGGGCUGAGCAACGAGGAAAUGGAAGCAAAUUACAAGGCUGGCCAGAGGUGUGGAGACGAGAAUGAUAUAAUGCAAGGCAAGCCAACUGGUGCAUUGCGGUUGAGUCUUGGGCCGAUGACAAGUUCAAGGGACAUUGAUCGAUUUGUGUGGUUUAUCACGGAGUUUUAUGCAGAAGAAUCGCCUCUACCUGCACUUUCGGAUGUGCAACUUCUGGGUACAGCAGAAGCGGAUAGGUACUAUGUGGAAAGUCUAUGCGUGUACCCCAUCAAGAGUUGUUCGGGGUUUGCAAUACCGCCAGGAGUGGUAUGGAAAGUGCGUCCUGAAGGGCUUGCAUGGGAUCGCGAAUGGUGUAUCGUGCAUCAAGGCACGGGUACUGCCCUGAGUCAGAAGCGAUAUCCGCACAUGGCAUUAAUAAAGCCUAUAUUGGAUUUCGAAAAGGGUCUCCUUUGUAUCACUGGUGACUCUGCUACCGGUAGACGCCAACUGGAUAUUCCACUUAGCAGAGAUGACCCACGUCUUGUCACAACCGAGAUGACGAGAAGCUGUCAGAAUUCUGCUUCUGUCCGAAAACCGUCCCUGAUCUGUGGUGAUCGAGUUGUCAUUCAAGUCUAUACAUCUUCAGAGGUCUCUGCCUUCUUUUCUGAUUUGCUCGGUGUUCCUUGCACAUUGGCUCGGUUUCCGCCAAAGAGCUAUGAGCGCCACUCCAAGAGUCCUUAUCGACAGCAUCCUCACCAUUCUCCCAAAAGCCGAAAUGAGAUGCCAGGUUCAUUCCCACUCGAAACUAGCCAUGUAAACGGAAACAACAGUAGCCCUCGAAGAAAAGCGAGCGGCACAUCAAACCCGAUCCUCCUUUCGAAUGAAAGUCCUAUCCUACUGAUUUCACGAUCGUCCGUGAACAGAUUGAAUGAACAAAUCAAGGAGAAUUCGACGACAACUACCAUUUCUCCUCUCAGCAGUACCAACCCCAACACAAAAACAGUAGCAGCAAACGUCUUUCGCGCGAAUAUAGUCGUUGCCGAGAAUCUUCCUUCUCAUUCUCAUCCUCAACACUCAUCACUUCCUAUAUCAUCAACAUCAUCGCCUUUUGAACAACCUUACAUUGAAGAUACAUGGUCGUCAAUAACCAUUGGCCAGAAACAAUUACGGUUUGAUGUCCUUGGGGCUUGUUCCCGCUGCCAGAUGGUAUGCGUGGACCAAAUGACGGCCGAAAAACGGGAGGAACCAUUGUCAACGUUGGCGAAGACUAGACGGGUAGGUGGGAAGGUAAUCUUUGGAAGACAUCUGGGCCUAUCCGCGUCGAACGAUGACCUUGAGUAUGAUCAGGAUGAGGGUGAGGAUGAGGCCGAGGAAAUAUCGGAAAGAACGGUUAUGGUUGGGGAUGCGGUUGUGCCGUCUUACUAUGAACAAGGAUAG